Helianthus annuus (common sunflower) is the source of this 1334-nucleotide messenger RNA. Its product is annotated as thaumatin-like protein 1. Gene Ontology annotation, cellular component: extracellular region. Gene Ontology annotation, biological process: defense response. The record is from RefSeq and is a predicted model, not a curated record. The transcript is spliced from 4 exons. Bases 398 to 1243 code for a protein of 281 amino acids. Lineage: Eukaryota; Viridiplantae; Streptophyta; Magnoliopsida; Asterales; Asteraceae.
UUCAAAUCACAAAACCCAAUCUCCGUUCUAAUUCCUCUUUGAAUAUGUUCGAGUUAUAAUUUUUAAUAUUCAAAGUUUAUUAAAUUUUGUCUAUAAAACGUUAACAUCUUGAAUCAAGAGAUCUAGCAAAAAGCUCGGAAUGGUGUUGAAUUGGUAGUGGGUGUCCAAGCGGGAAGCUCGGCAACUCUAUCAAUUGAGGCUUGAUUUAUAAGUGUUAAAUCUAAUUGUUGAUUAGAGGAACUACAUAAAGAAAGAUGUUUGGUGGUUGGUUCAACAGUGAGAGGUGAGAAAUCAGAAAGGGGUUCGGGGUUGUUUUGCAUGCCGAUGGUGGCAGAGGUUGUGGUUGUUAUCAGGAAUAUCCGGAAUUACAUUCACUUUCAGAAACAGAUGUGACUACAUGGUGUGGCCAGGAAUAUUAUCAAGUGCCGGCAGCACCCCACUAGAUAGCACCGGGUUUGAUCUCGGCCCGGGUGAGUCACGCUCCUUCCAAGCCUCACCCGGUUGGUCAGGUCGGUUUUGGGGUCGAACCGGUUGCACCUUCGACGCAAAUGGUCAAGGAAGUUGCACAACUGGAGAUUGCGGGUCCAACCAAAUGUCAUGCAAUGGGGCUGGCGCAACCCCACCCGCUACCCUAGCUGAGUUUACCAUCGGGUCAGGAUCAAACCCUCAGGAUUUUUACGAUGUGAGCCUUGUAGACGGGUACAAUUUGCCAAUAGCGGUUGAUGCUAGUGGUGGAACGGGUGUGUGUGGUACAACGGGUUGCGUGACUGAUUUGAAUAGAAUGUGUCCUAAUGAGUUACGAGCGGGAGAUGGUCAAGCUUGUAAAAGCGCGUGCGAGGCUUUUGGGAACCCGGAGUAUUGUUGUAGCGGGUCUUUUGGAUCGCCGGACACCUGUCACCCGUCGGUUUAUUCUCAAAUGUUUAAAUCGGCCUGCCCGAGGUCGUAUAGCUAUGCGUAUGAUGAUGCGACGAGUACGUUUACGUGUACGGGUGCGGAUUAUACCAUCACAUUUUGCCCUACAUCAACAAGCCAAAAAUCAUCAACUGAUUCGUCAGUAACACCCUCAACUGGAACGACCAAUACUUCACCGAUGAUUCCUAAAGCAACCCAACCCGGAGAUGAUCCAAACGGGUCAUCUUGGCUGCCAAGUUUCACCAUUGGAGGAUCAUCGACACAAAUUUUCAAUAAUACCCUUACAUGGAUGCUAAUUUCAUUUAUUGUUUUUUGUAAUCUCCAGUUAUGAAAAUAUAUUAUACUUAAACGAAAAUUGUAAUUAAAUGAGAAUUGCUUAACCAUGUUUAGAGGCACAUUCAUCAAUUUGUAUUUCAGAAAAU